AUGACGGUGAAGACUAACGUCCAGGAUAUAGAGCAAGAGAUCGUGGAUCUCGAAAGCCGUCUGCGCAAUGCUCGCGCCCGUCUAGCGGUGGCCUCCGCGUCGCAAAAUGGCGGGGAUCCCUAUCUGCCGUUACCGGAGGAUACCGCCGGGGUAGUGCCCACCCAUGCGCUCCUCCUCCUCUCGGAUUCAGCCCUUCCGUUGGGUUCUUUCGCAUACUCCAGCGGCCUGGAGUCAUACCUGGCGCACAACAAACCCCUUCCUCGCUCGGUGACCCCGAUUGCGUCCUUCCAUCGCUUCCUGAAAUUAUCCAUUGCUUCCUUAGCCAGCACCUCGCUUCCUUACGUUUUGGCUGGGUACAGGCGCCCAGUAGAUCUGGAGUCGCUGGACAAUGAUCUCGAUGCCUCAACGCCCUGCAUAGUUGCCCAGCGGGCGAGUCUCGCGCAAGGGCGGGCAUUGCUCGGGGUCUGGGAGCGCGCUUUCCGUGGGACAUAUGCGACCCGCCCAUUAUCCGUGGGCCCCACUGCUGCAAAGGCAGUGAAGAUGAUCGAGGCGUUCUCGGACGCUCUUAAGUCUUCAAUGGAUACGGACGAACUAGGGCCCAAGGGGCACUUUGCGCCACUGUGGGGAGUGGUGUGUCUGGCGAUGGGCAUGGACGCACGCCAGACUGCCUAUGUGUUUAUGUUGAACCAUGCGAAGGCCGUCCUCAGUGCUGCAGUCCGUGCGUCCGUGAUGGGCCCGUAUCAGGCCCAAAACAUCCUGGCCAGUAAGAACCUGCAAGCCAUGAUCACCCAACGGAUAGACCGGGAGUGGGACACUCCCAUCGAGGAUGCAGGACAAAUCGUACCUCCGCUGGAUCUUUGGGUGGGACGACAUGAACUUUUAUAUAGCAGAAUAUUCAAUUCAUAA
This is a messenger RNA of Aspergillus sclerotioniger CBS 115572, 906 nucleotides long. Its product is annotated as urease accessory protein UreF. Gene Ontology annotation, molecular function: nickel cation binding. The transcript has 2 exons. NCBI's taxonomy places the organism in Eukaryota, Fungi, Ascomycota, Eurotiomycetes, Eurotiales, Aspergillaceae. The record is from RefSeq and is a predicted model, not a curated record. The coding region runs from base 1 to 906 and encodes 301 amino acids.